Messenger RNA from Rhea pennata, 993 nucleotides. RefSeq names its product olfactory receptor 2AT4. Gene Ontology annotation, cellular component: membrane. Gene Ontology annotation, molecular function: G protein-coupled receptor activity; olfactory receptor activity. The record is from RefSeq and is a predicted model, not a curated record. Bases 1 to 993 code for a protein of 330 amino acids. The transcript is spliced from 2 exons. Gene Ontology annotation, biological process: G protein-coupled receptor signaling pathway. NCBI's taxonomy places the organism in Eukaryota, Metazoa, Chordata, Aves, Rheiformes, Rheidae.
AUGGAGGUGUUUCCACCAGCCAUGGACAGCUGCAGCAGCAACGCUUCCACUAAACACUUUUUCCUGGUUGGAUUUCCAGGUCUUCAGGAUUUCCAGACAGCCCUUUUUGUUGUGUUCUUGUUACUCUAUCUGCUGAUCCUGGUUGGUAAUGUCAUUAUCAUCACUGUAGUUGUGGUUGACCGUAAGCUCCACAAACCCAUGUACUUUUUCCUGAUUAACCUCUCUGUGCUAGAUGUACUUUUUACAACCACCACCAUUCCCAAAAUGCUAGCCAUGUUCCUGGCCAAUGCUAAAACCAUCUCAUUUCGCGGCUGUUUUCUGCAGAUGUACAGUUUUCACGGGCUAACAGUAACCGAGGCGCUGCUUCUCGUUGUCAUGGCUUACGAUCGCUACGAAGCAAUCUGCAACCCCCUGCAUUACCCAGCCAAGAUGACAAGGAGAGUCAACGUCCAGCUGGCCGCGAGCGCUUGGGUGACGGCGCUGCUAAUACCCGUACCCGUCACGGUGCAAACCUCUCGGUUGUCUUACGGUGAAACAACCAGAGUUUAUCACUGCUUUUGUGACCACCUGGCAGUGGUGCAAGCGGCAUGCUCCAAUUUCAACGCCGACUUCCAGACCUUCUUGGGGUUCUCCAUCGCUAUGACUGUAUCGAUCGUUCCUCUCUUGCUCGUCACCCUCUCAUACACCUGCAUCAUUACCUCCGUACAGAAGAUCAAUUCCAAAGAAGGACGUGCUAAAGCUUUUUCAACUUGUACUUCCCACUUGAGUGUGGUUGGCACCUACUACUCCUCCAUUGCCGUGGCAUAUGUUUCCUACAGAGCAGACAUUCCUGUUGAUGUCCAUGUAAUGAGCAAUGUUGUCUUCUCUAUUCUAACUCCCUUGUUAAAUCCGAUCAUUUACACUUUGCGAAAUAAGGAAGUGAAAUCUGCAAUUAAAAAGCUUAUUCUUCUGAGAAUUUCUCCUCUUCCUAAAAAAAUUAACUUAUUUGGGUAA